GCACUCUCUGCUCCUAUUAGUCAACAGGGAAAGCCCUGCCCACGUAACCGCUGGUCUCUCACCUCCUACUGGUUGUCGGACCGCCCACCCAGAACGAGAACAAAACAAUCGGCAUCCCUCAUACAGUGCAACUUAAACAAGAGGACCCGAGCCAAAUUUUGAUACUAAAGACCUUUGUCACCGGCACGGACGCCACCGAGGGAGACAUGGUUUCUCCGGUAACAGUAGUCAAGAGUGAAGGCCCCAAGCUGGUGCCGUUCUUUAAGGCCACCUGUGUGUACUUUGUCCUGUGGCUGCCCACCUCAAGCCCGUCCUGGUUCAGCGCACUUAUCAAAUGUCUACCCAUCUUCUGCCUCUGGGUGUUUUUACUGGCACAUGGGUUCAGCUUCCUCGGUGCUCACUCCAAUGCCCGCAAGAUCUUGGCUGGCCUCAUCUUUUCUGCUCUGGGAGAUGCCUUUCUCAUCUGGCAGGAGCAGGGCUACUUCGUCCACGGCCUUCUGAUGUUUGCCAUCACCCACAUCCUCUACUCAUCUGCCUUCGGGAUGAAGCCUGUUAACGUGUCUGCUGGCCUGGUGAUCACUGCGGUGUCGUCUGUGAGCUACAUGCUGCUAUACCCCUACCUGUCUGGCCCCUUCACCUACCUGGUGGCCGUCUACAUCGCUCUGAUCGCCUUCAUGGGCUGGAGGGCCAUCGCGGGCCUGCAGCUGACCAACGACCUGUGGACCUGGACCAAACUGUGCUCCUGCCUGGGUGCCGUGCUCUUUAUGGUCUCCGACCUGACCAUCGCCGUCAACAAGUUCUGCUUCCCCGUGCCCCAUUCGCGUGCCAUCAUCAUGGCCACCUACUAUGCCGCCCAGAUGCUGAUAGCGCUGUCGGCUGUUGAGUGCCAGGACGCGGAGGCGGCCAGGAAGAGAACAUGAGGUGCCGCAAUGUCCGCAGUGAACGGCCGCGAGGGUGGGAAGGGAGCAGAGACCUUACCCCCCUCCCGCCCUGAGUGAUCAUGGACACAUCUCACUGUAAUAUCCCCAGCCCUCAAUCCUCAUCUCAGUGUGACGCUAACACGCCGUUGUUAGCAUGACAACUGGUUCACGACGGCUAUCACCCUACUACCCCGCUAGUAAGGUAGUCUCACACUCGUCUUCUUACCACGAAGAUAUGGCAGUAUUAUCUUCAGCCUCUCAACAACAGUUACCUGCCUCCUCCGAUCUCUCAACCUAGUUACCAUGGAGAUAAGCCUAGUAAUUUUAACCUGCUAUAUAUAUAGAGAGUAUUACUUUACUUCUAACUGUUAUGUUUUAAUUUAAAGGGGGGCAUGUCACUGGGGACCUUUUGAGGAGUUAGUGGGAGAGCAAUUGUGUGUGUGUGUGUGUGUGUGUGUGUGUGUGUGUUUGUGUGUGCAUUUAUGGGCAUGAUUAAUACUCUUACCUUGCAUUCCAUACAGACCCAUCACACACAGUCCCCACACUGACUCCCACCCCACAUCUACGUUACAUGGUCCAAUAACACAAUUGUCACAUCUUAUUUUUGUCAUUUUUUGUUGUUGCCUGAGACCUUGUUAAAAAGGGAUUUGUCUUUCCCAUUAGCUUUUUACUCUCUGUUGCUCUGGGUUUUCCUGAGUUAACGCUGUGGUAGGCAGUAUAACUAUGCUAGCUCUCUGCAUCAUUAAGAUCUGAUUGAGGAGCAUAUUAAGCUCCAAAAUGACUCAGGACUGGUGAUGUUUUUUCAAAUAUCCGUAAUAACCUUUUAGCAUAUUGUAAUUCAAGUGGUCUGAGAGAACGCAAGACUUCUGUGCCUCUGCUUGGCUCUGUAUUUAAGCUUGAGAAAAAAACCAUGAGUCACUUCAGAGAGAGAGAGAGAGACUUCCUAUUGGCUGUUCUACACAUGCAGACAGAGAGGGAAGAGCUGCACAAAGAGGUUUCACCCUACGUUAAAUGCUUCUUUUUUUUUUUGCUUACUGCCUACUGCAGCUCAAAGGGUGCUAUUGUUAAAGGAAAACACCACCUAAAUUAACAUUUCCAACAUGUUUUCUCCUAACCCAAACCAGAGAAGUAAGCCUCAAAUGUCUUUAAGUAUAAAUCUGGAGAUGCUCCAUAGACAAUGAAUGGGGAACUGAGAGAAUGGGUGAUUUUGUGGACCCACAGAAGUUUUUUUUUUUAUACCCAAAUUAACUUCAUUCUAUUGUACUGUUCUCAGAAUAUUCCCCUGGGUGCGCUCAGUGUCAUCUAGGGAAUACCAUCUUUCCCAAUUCAUUUAAAUUUGCAGCAGUUCCACACUUUAUACUUGAUGACAUCACUCAUUGUAGUUUUAGCACUUGAGUUUUUGAAUUUGGUUCAUAUGUUAUAUAUUAUUUUUGGACUGUUGUAGACCAUGGAAAAGUUCCUCUUCAAAGUCAGUGCAUAUCCAAACCUGCUUUACUUUUUGUAGUCCCCUACAUGUAAUUUAUAACACCACCACACUGCCUUUGUGUACUGCACUAACAUCCUCAACAAGUCCACACCCAGUCGCUUCGGUGAAUGAGUUAGGAUGUCCUUAUAUAACUAGAUGUACAGAGUAAGAACGACGGAGACCGAGACAAAAAGGUGGACAGGCAAGCAGGGGUUAAGUUGCGUGACUGCCACAACCCCCGUGUAUUGUAGCUAUAGUAACUGAGAGGUGGAGGUUGUUUGUGGAAGCUCGGUUCUUCCUGCUAAAAUGUUGUUGACGCUGUCCUGCUGUCACAAAGAGAACACAGUAAACAGUCCCAGCUGACCACAGUACACAUUCUAACAUGCUGUACAUCCAACCUGCUGUUUUACAGGGACUUUUGCCUGCCUCUUUUUCAGAAAACGUCGACGCGCGCACAGACACACUAGACACCCCUUGAGACCCCCGAUGUAGUCAUUAGGAAAAGGCCACGGGGGUCUUAUUGCUGGACUCGAACAGCCGACCCAUGCUGUCACUGGCCUGAAAGCAUGUGACUGGCUGGCCUCUUUUUUGAUGUUUAUCUUGUGUGCGUGUGUGUGUUGUUAUUGUUAUUGUUAUCAGGCAUUCACUCUAUCACAGCAACACACACAUGCAUAAAACAUGCACAUAAGCAUAGACAAUAUCCUGGGGCAGCCUGACUGAAAAAAGUGAGAUGAUAGAACUGACUUGUCAUGUGAGGGAACAGUUUCCCCCAUUAUUCCUAAUAAUUCUUUGUCACGGGACAUUUAUCAGUGUUAAGCCCGCAAAAUCCCAGACAGGUCAGCUGAUAUUUUGUCUUUCAUCUAUCACAUAUUUCCCCCUUUUACUUUUCAUUUGUUUCCCCCAACGGUUUAUGCUAGGAUGAAGUGUCUCACUGAAUUUGAGGGAGUGUACUGUAACACUUUUCCUUGUGUACAUACAUGCAUGUUUUCAGUGUGUGCACAUGUGUGAGAUAGUGUGUGUGGUGUCCUUGUCUUGGCUGUUGAGUAACAAGUGUGUGCCUGUGACAAGUCAGAACCAACUCAACCUCUGAAUGUUUUAUAGCAAUUUCAGCAAUUUACCCCGCAGAGAUCUGAGGAGCAGUCAACAAUAGUCCUCAUUAAUUCACCGGAUUUAAAACGCCAACACUAAAAGACCGAGUAAAGAAGCAGAAAACACGUUCAUCCGGUGGAAUUUCCCGCGGCCCAGGUGCAAUCCUGGAAGUGGAAAGAAAAGGAAAUAGACUAACUUGAGCAUAAUAGUAAGUCCGCUGGUGGACAAGCCUCCUCUUGACUAUAUCCUAUACACCACUGGCAUUAUGAUUAAUACCCCUAGCAGCUUGUAUCCUGGAAACAAACAGCAAAGGGACAGCUCCACAUUCUCCUUAAUAUGAUUAUAUUGUGCUUUAGAUCAAACAAACAGGCAUAGGGAAGAAAAACAGACUAAUGGAGCUUAUUGGUAACACAAGAAAACAUACGCAUAUCAAAAGUUGUUUAUGCAUCACAUCAGCCAUCAUGACAGAUCUGCAGGCAGACCAUAGUGUUGACACAGGUUUCUUAAACAGCAACAGUAGCACACAGUCCCACUUUGACCGGGAAUGAAAGUCAGCACAAGCGUCUGUUCCUGACGCCGCUUUGCCGGUUGGUUCCUCUCUCCCAUUUUGCCCCGUCAGCACCAUAUAUCUGCUUUGUCAGUCAGAAGUGUUUCGGUCUGUCCGCGUGGUAACCUGCCUUCAAUUUCGUGUUUUAAUUACUCCUCCCAGCAUUGCUGCAACGUCCUACUCAGCAGCCCUCUUCUCAUUCAACUCAGAAGCAGAACUUGUCCUGUCAACAAUUCAUAUAAGCCUUUGUGCGAAAAGACGUCCAGAGAGACAUGCAUACGUCUGCGUUAUGCUGUCUUAAAUCAAGCAGAGAUGCUGGUUAACAUGAUUGACUAUCUAGUAUGCAGUGGGAAGUGAGACCACCAGGGAUUGAGGAAAUUGAUUCUUACUCAUCCUUACUAUGUGGGUAAUUCAUGUAAACACUGCUUUUGUUCUUUGUAUACCACAUUGUGUUCCGACUGGCAACAUGCCAGAAGAAGUACUUUGAAGUAUUUGUGAGAUGAAUCCACACUUUGGAUCACCGCCAUGACUUUGGAAAGUGAAGUUGCUUUUCUGAGAGUGAUAAGAGUGGCAGCCUGUUAAGCUAGAACUCAACUACCACCACUAUUGUGAGAGUAAGUUGCCAGUUAUUAUACCUAUCCGGGUGAUUGAGUUGGGAAUACUCACUCUGUAUCUCCUCCAUCGUUUCUAUUUUUACUUGCCUUGAGUGCAGAUAACCAAAGCUGAAA
Etheostoma cragini (Arkansas darter) is the source of this 4749-nucleotide messenger RNA. It is a transcript of the gene tmem86a, whose product is annotated as transmembrane protein 86A. The transcript is spliced from 3 exons. Bases 207 to 920 code for a protein of 237 amino acids. NCBI's taxonomy places the organism in Eukaryota, Metazoa, Chordata, Actinopteri, Perciformes, Percidae. Gene Ontology annotation, cellular component: membrane. The record is from RefSeq and is a predicted model, not a curated record.